Molecule: messenger RNA, 759 nt
Organism: Argiope bruennichi
Lineage: Eukaryota; Metazoa; Arthropoda; Arachnida; Araneae; Araneidae
Gene: mRpL43
Product: 39S ribosomal protein L43, mitochondrial-like
Exons: 1
Coding region: 111-680 (189 amino acids)
Biological process (GO): mitochondrial translation
Cellular component (GO): mitochondrial large ribosomal subunit
Molecular function (GO): structural constituent of ribosome
Source: RefSeq, a predicted model, not a curated record
UCAGUUAUACUUUUCGUCCUUUCCUUAUUUGUUUACAUUCGGCAGAAUUAUUUUGAUGUUGGAGAUUUUUUAAAUCGUAAACGUGUCCACUUUAAAAUUCGUGGAAAGAAAUGUCAAAUAUUGUAAAUCCCAGUACUUAUGUGAAAAGUGUUCUGCAAAAUGGAAUUGGAAGAUAUGUUAAUCAGUUACAACGCAUAACAUUGAGGUUUUCUAAAACACAUGGAGGCAGUAAUGGUUUGAGAGAAUACAUCGAAAAAGAUUUGGUGGAUUUUGCGAGAUCUAAUCCAGGGGUCGUUGUGUAUUUAAAACCUCGUCGUGUAGGCCCUCCUAGUAUAACAAUGGAGUAUUUAAACGGUAAUACUCAGUAUUUGUCUUUUCCAAAAAAAUCGAGAGAUGAAAUUGUAAAAUGGGUUGAAUUCGCCCGAACUCAGUCUGGUUUUCCUAUUUCUCGAUUUAUAAAAAGACACCAUACAGACACUCCUAGCAUUCAAGGCGUAUGGAAUCCCUUCACAAAUAAGUCAACAGCAUUAAAUGUUACAGACUUUCCAAAUGAUGAAUUGUCCAAAGCUCAUACCUUCUUCCCAACUGCAACAGAGCAACUUCUGGAAAUAGCCAAAAAUUUUGGCACAUGUGAAAAUCAAAAUGAGGAAGAAAGUCAAUCAUCCAAAACUGUAAAUUAGUAUUUUAUGUAAAAAUAUAUCCAGUAAAAUCAUUGUGUAAAGAACAAAAAAUUUGUAUCAAUAAAGCAUUGUGAAAUUA